GCAUGCCCAUUUUAAAACCAAACCCAACAUCACCGAAGCCCAGCCUCAGUUUCAGACUAGUAGACCUAUGUGUCAACAGCCCCUCCCUCCCCUUGCUUCUUCUUCGGCUCUUCUUCGAUAAAACUGAAUCAGUUUUCUUCUUGUUCUUCCACCCUUCUGCUUCGACAGUCAACCCUUGGGGUCUUGUAGUUAUCAGCAUUUGAUAGAGCGAGGAGGGAGCAAUGGCAGAGGACGCAAUUCUAGGAUACCUGGAGAAAAACGAUCAUAUUUCAGACUCAGGCCAGUUUGCAGCUGAACGCAGAAUCGAUCACAACGAGAUUGUCAACGUUAUCAAGAGUCUCCAUGGUUUCAAAUAUGUUGACGCACAGGACAUUAAAAGGGAGACGUGGGUGCUUACUGAUGAAGGAAAUGCAUAUACUGCUACUGGAUCACCUGAAGUGCAACUGUUCCUGGCCAUACCACCAGAGGGUAUUCCAAAAGAAGAAUUGCAGAAAAAGCUGGAUCCAUCAGUUUUCAAAAUAGGUUGCGCCCAGGCUGCAAAGAAUAAAUGGGUGGAGAUGGGAAAACAACUUGUCACCAGAAAGAUCCAACAUGUGGAUGACAAAGUCAAGGAUUUGCUUUUACAGAUACAAGAAGGGCAGGCCAUCAACCAAGAUGACAUUAAGACUCUCAAAGCAAGAAAGCUUAUUGUUCCACAAACGUGGAAGGGCUACUCAGUGAAAAAGGGCCCCAAUUAUGCUCCAAAAAGAAAGAAAGUUGCUACGGAUUUGACUCGAGAGAAUCUGCAGAGGGGUGAUUGGAAGGAAAUAGAGUUCAAAGAGUAUAACUUCACCGCCAAAGGUCUGCCUACUGAAGGUGGUCAUCUACAUCCACUGCUCAAGGUACGACAGCAAUUGAAGGAUAUUUUCAGACAGAUGGGGUUUGAGGAGAUGCCUACAAACAAUUAUGUUGAGAGCAGCUUUUGGAACUUUGAUGCGCUUUUCCAGCCGCAACAACACCCUGCCCGUGAUUCUCAUGAUACGUUUUUUCUACAAGCUCCUUCAACUACCAAGGAACUGCCUGAAGAUUAUGUUCAGCGGGUGAAGCAGAUUCAUGAAUCUGGUGGUUAUCAAUCCCGAGGAUAUGGAUAUGAUUGGAAAAGAGAGGAAGCAGACAAAAAUCUUUUGCGAACUCACACAACUGCCGUUUCCUCCAGGAUGCUGUACUUACUAGCACAGAAACCAUUUGCCCCGAAAAAGUACUACUCUAUAGAUCGUGUAUUCAGAAAUGAAGCAGUAGAUCGAACUCAUCUUGCAGAGUUCCACCAGAUAGAAGGUUUGGUAUGUGAUCGAGGGCUUACUCUUGGUGACUUGUUAGGAGUACUCCAUGAAUUCUUCGCACGUCUGGGCAUGUCGAAGUUGCGAUUCAAGCCUGCUUAUAAUCCAUAUACUGAGCCUAGCAUGGAGAUUUUCAGUUAUCAUGAAGGCUUUGGGAAAUGGGUAGAGGUUGGAAAUUCUGGCAUGUUUAGACCGGAAAUGUUGCUUCCUAUGGGACUCCCAGAAGAUGUUCGUGUUAUUGCAUGGGGCCUCUCCCUCGAAAGACCUACCAUGAUACUCUACGGGAUUGACAACAUCCGAGAUCUUUUCGGACACAAGGUCGAUCUUGGUCUCAUCAAGAGAAACCCAAUAUGCCGCCUUGGAUUAUAGAAUAUUUGGAAAUUUCUGCUACCGUUGCAAAAAUUUUGUUUUACUGCAUUUUGCUCAUUUCGAAUACAAAAUGUACGCAUUUCUUCAUUAGAAAGUAUGGCAGGGAAACUUGUUUGAUAAAUCAAAUGAUAACAGCUAGAUCAGGUUUACCUUUUGCGGUGAUUUAAUGACUCACUGGUGAGACGAAGAUUGAUAUUACUGUAUUGAAUCCUUUAUUGAAAUUUCGAACUCCAUUGUAAUGA
Molecule: messenger RNA, 1927 nt
Organism: Prunus mume (Japanese apricot)
Lineage: Eukaryota; Viridiplantae; Streptophyta; Magnoliopsida; Rosales; Rosaceae
Product: phenylalanyl-tRNA synthetase, putative / phenylalanine-tRNA ligase
Biological process (GO): phenylalanyl-tRNA aminoacylation
Cellular component (GO): cytoplasm; phenylalanine-tRNA ligase complex; cytosol
Molecular function (GO): tRNA binding; phenylalanine-tRNA ligase activity; ATP binding
Source: RefSeq, a predicted model, not a curated record